This is a messenger RNA of Paramecium sonneborni, 954 nucleotides long. NCBI's taxonomy places the organism in Eukaryota, Ciliophora, Oligohymenophorea, Peniculida, Parameciidae. The record is from the annotation of a GenBank genome assembly.
AUGAAUAAAUAUGCUUUGCAAGAAUAAGAAAUUUUAAAUGAAAUUAUUGAUUAAAUAUACUCAAAUACCUUAAAUGAGACUAAAACCAUUGUUGAAGAAAUCUAUAAUGUUAAGAGACUUAUUUCCAUAGAAUAAUAUCUACCUAAUAUAUGUGGAUUUUAUGCACUUUUUAAUACAUAUUUUGAAAUCAAUCAUAAUGUUGCUCUAUUUUGGAAAUUUUACUUUGAAUUAAUUAAAUUGUUAAACUUAACAUUUGAAGGAGAUUUCGAAAAUUUUGAUGAAUUAUAGAGAUAUCAUCUUGAUUAUUUACUGAAUAAUAACAUUGUAUAAUAACUAAAAGUUUAUUAAGAAUUUGGAAAUAAAAUACCAAAAGAAAUAAAUUCAUUAUUUUAUGGGUGCGAUAUCAUUUAAAAUUCAAUAGAACAAUUAUCUACCUUAUAAGAUUAAUUUAAUAGAUUAAGAUAAUAAUAGAUAUCUAAUUUAACACUUAUUUGUGGUAUAACAAUUCAUUAUUUAAUAAUUGAUUUAAAAUGGGAGAAUGGUAAAUUGAAUAUUUAUUUGAUUGAUUCAAAAAAUGAGAGUAUAUAAAAACUGUUUGAUAAAUAGUUACUUAUUGAUUAAAAUCUUCCAUUAGAAAAGCGAAGAAGAAGAAGAUAUAAAAUUGAUUUAAGAAAUUUAAUUAUGAUUUUAUAAAGAUUAUUGAUUGGAUAAGAUAUAGUUGAUAUAUACUUAGAAUAUGCAAUCAAUGCAAUAAGAGAAAGUUUUGAAGAUUAUUCUUCAGAUAAGUAAUUAAAAAAAUGGAUAAUUGAUGAAUAUCCUUUGCCAGUUAUUAGACAUAUGAUAUUCAAUGUAGCUAAAUAAUUCAAUAAGAAAUUAAAUUAAAUGUCAUGGAUAUUAGAAUAUGAGAAUGAAGAACUAAAUAAUUUGAAAAAUGAAUUAGCUACUUUUAUUUGA